AUGGGGCCUGCAGCGCCCGCUGACGGCGGCGCUGCUGCCGACCGUGCUGAGCCCGGUCCCUCGCGCGGCCGCGAGCGGCUGCCGGAGGCUGGCUAUCUCAUCUUUGGCGACUCGUUCAGCCGCAUCUUUAGCCUCGUCCGCCACGCCGAGAUUGGCAUCAAGCCGUACAAGGGCGGCAGUGCCAAGGGGCUCACCAAGCCCGGCAACACAAACCGCGAGGACAUCGCCAAGACGCUUGCGCAGCGGCCGGGCACUCACACGGCCGUCUUCGUCUUUGGGAGCGUCGAUGUGCACAUGUCGUACUACUAUUGCAAGUACGGCCGCGAGCCGCCCGAGGAGAUUGACCUCGAGGCAAUCGCACGCGCCUACGUCGCCUUUGUCGCCGGUCUGCCCGGGCCGGCACAGAGGCUCGUCGUCGGCGCAUACCCGUCCAGCCUGAUCGAGGCGGAGAGCGUGCCGAAGAGCGUGGCCGCGUACGGCGUGCUGAGCGAGGCGCAGGCGGCGAGGGUGGACCUCGCCGACUGCUCGCUCGCGGCGCGGCAGGGCCGCACGCGCGCCUUCAACGCAGCCCUGCGCGCCGCCUGCGCGGAGCACGCUGCGGUCGACUUUGUCGACAUUUGCGACGAGCUGCUCGACCCGGCGACGCUGCAGCUGCGGCCGGCCUACCUCGACAUCUCGACUUGCAACAUCCACGUCGUCUGGGAGACGACCAUUCUGCUCUGGCUGCAGCGGCGCCGAGCGCGCGAGAGGACCGCCCUGGCCUCGGAGCCUUGUCGGAGCCUUGGCGCGGGCCCUUCCUGUAGGCUGCCGUGGCUGCGCGAGAGGACCGACUCGCGCUUCGAGAGCCGGAUGAGGCGGAGCCUGAGCCGGUAUCUGAGGGACAAGGAGCUCGAGAUGGCGGCCAAGGGCAUCGCGAUCACCAGAGUCCACGAGAGCGAGGGAGGAGGCGGCGGCGGGUCCGGCGAGGGCAGCGGCGGCGGCGGCGAGGGCAGCGGCGGCGGCGAGGGCAGCGGCGGCGGCGAGGGCAGCGGCGGCGGCGAGGGCAGCGGCGGCGGCGAGGGCAGCGGCGCCGCCGCCGGCAAGGAGGGCGGUAGCAAGGAGAGCGGUGGCAAGGCUGGUGGUGGUAGCGAUGAGGGUGGCGGCGAGGGCGAGGCGCGGGCGAGGGGACUAUUGGCCCGCGGGCGAGGAGGUGGCGGGGAGGGGGGCGGCGGCGAGAACGGCGGCGAGGACGAGUGGGAGGUCGUCUCGAGGGCCGGCCGGAGAAAGGGGAGGAGCGGAGCGCCGCCGGGGCCAGCUCCUCACUCGGGCGGCUCUGCGACGAUGGGCGCACAGAGGGGCGCCAGUGGGACAUCAUCUGGGUGGGGAAGCGGGGCGCAUCGGGAAUGGAGGAGACGAGACGGGCGAUAG
This is a messenger RNA of Emiliania huxleyi CCMP1516, 1407 nucleotides long. RefSeq lists its product as hypothetical. Lineage: Eukaryota; Haptophyta; Isochrysidales; Noelaerhabdaceae. The record is from RefSeq and is a predicted model, not a curated record. The transcript has a single exon. Bases 1 to 1407 code for a protein of 468 amino acids.